This is a messenger RNA of Polypterus senegalus (gray bichir), 2925 nucleotides long. RefSeq names its product transmembrane protein 51-like. The transcript is spliced from 3 exons. The record is from RefSeq and is a predicted model, not a curated record. Bases 413 to 1171 code for a protein of 252 amino acids. NCBI's taxonomy places the organism in Eukaryota, Metazoa, Chordata, Cladistia, Polypteriformes, Polypteridae.
GGCGGAGCCUAAUGGUAGCGCCUCAGAGACUAUUGCAGCUCGCUUCGGGACGAGUGGUCCAAAUUGUUCGCCCCAAGGUGAGACGUACAAACUUUGUAAGUGGAGCUAAAGGGUUUUAAGACCCGGGGGCCGACGCCUCCACAAACUAUAGUCCCUGGGAGUAGGCAACUUGAACAAAGUUCCUGCCAUUCUAUCCACCAGAGGAAGAAGGAAACUGAGGAUUUGGACAAAGGCCUGCUGGCUUAAGAAUCUAAGAAACAUCGCCUAUUGAAACAGCUGGAGGAGUUCCCCAGCGCCACGUGUGGAACGUUGAGAAAAACCUCUUAAGUGCCAAACAUCGGUUUGGAAUAUUCCAGCUACCGAAGACUACCUCAUCUGCUUGGGCCUCCUGGCCUGACAUCAACUGUCAAGAAUGGCUCAGAGCAGCAACUCGAGUGGCUCACAGUAUGCACUUUCUGCUUUGGGCAUCGGCCUUAUCGCACUGGGCAUUGUGAUGAUCGUGUGGACAAUGGCACCUGGUAACAGUAUUACAAUGGGCAACAGCAGUAAACCUGAUUCAGGAACAGACGUUACCAAAGGGAAGACCACCUCAAUUGCCUUUGUACUACUUGGUGCUGGUGUAGUCAUGUUGCUGCUUGCUAUCUGUUUGACAGUAAGAAAUAAAAGGACUCAGCGACGACGAGAGGCCACCCCACCAAACAGUCACUACGAUGAUAACAGAGCCCCUCAGACAGCUGGACGAGUGGAAGAACUUCCAAGAGCAGUGUAUGACGUACCCAGUUACGAGGAGGUGGUUGGGAGUGCAGAAUACCCUGUGAGACAAAGCAACCUUCCAGCUGCCUCACUGCCCUCCUAUGAAUCUCUGGUCGAUGCAGACGCAGUAUUGACAGCUAUGCCAGCUGCAUCAGCUACAGAUGCACCAGUCGUCACCCAGACCACCCAGCAGCAGCUUCCACCCCAACAACAAUCUGGCCCUCAAAACCAGCGUCCAAGCAGGAGGCUGAGGCCGCUUAAAAUCCGUCGCAUAAUGUCAGAGAAACUGCACCUGAAAGACAUAAGGCUCAACGUUGAAACGCACAACCAAAACAAGCUGGUCAGCAUUGAGCCUCUGACACCACCACCCCAGUAUGAUGACACAAUCAUGGACAAGAUCCCUGGGCCAUCAGUCUAAACUGCAGAAGUCGUCCGGCUGAAUUUCAAAAUGACCUUCCUGCUAGUGUGUGACCAGAUUUGCUGAAGGUCUACAGACCUGCACUUGUGGCUCGGAUGGUCAACACUGAAAGGGAUCGACAGGCUUGUCAUGUCAUCUGAAAGUGUGGCUCUUGAACAUUUAUUUGACUGUGUGUUCUGUGCCACAAAAACCUUAACCUCUGGCCUACUUUGUGACUUUUAAGUUGCGCUCCUGAGAUUCAGGCAUGUGACACUCUGCUUACAAACUGAUCCUAAUGGAGGCAGGGACUCCUUGCUGCAGGCCUGUCUGGACUUCUGGUCAGGGGUUGCAAGUACAACACUGUUCCUGAGCACUGCUAAUUUUCAAUGUUUGAUUGCCUGAACAAUUUAAUAUACUGUACACGUCCUCUACUGUAUAGACUCCCGCUGAUGAGGAAGGGAAGGUGGCUGAUGUUGACAGAGCCCAAAAGAAGUCAAGCAGCCAUUGCAAUUCAUAUGUUUUACUUUGCUCCAUGAUGAUGUGUCCUGGUGGCAAUUUUAGCCCAGUCGUAAAUAAAAACUCCCCUAUUUUGGUAUUCUUAUUCCAUUAAAUUGUCAGUAUUAACAUUUAAAAAGUUUUAUGAGCUUGAAGUAAGAGGAUUCUAAAUUUUUAUAACCCCGUUACUGGUGGCAGCAUCCAUUCUGGCCACGGCAUUUUAAAUGUUUGCUGUACGUGUUUAAUUCAGACUAGCCGAAAAAAUGUACUGCCUAGCAUUUUUUGUAAACCAAUGAACGAAACUACAGUAGAUGGCACUCUUGUCUGUUAUACAUUCGGUUUCAGGUUCAGCCCCCUGCCAAUGACUGCCAGUUUCCUCGCACAUUUCCAAAGAGCGUUGCUAAAUUCUCCUGAUAUGCUUGGCAUCCCAUCCAGGACCAAUUCCUGUCUUGCACCUGGUGUUACCAAAAUGGGCCUGUUAGGGUUAGGUUUAGGGUUAGGGUUAGGAUUGACAGAUGAGUAGUAUAUCUUACAGAUUGUUUAGCUUCUAAUAUUUUAUUGAUGGUGAUCCCUAUUGAUGUUCUGUGCAGGUCAGGUUGAUUUUGUUCAUUCUUAAGCAUAUUCGUAGACGAUGCUUCAUUUUCAUCGUGCAGCCCACACUAGGGAUCUUUGGAGCAAGGCUUUAAGAAUAAAACACGGAUAUUAAGCUACUUUCAGAGUACAAGCGACAAGGUUUAUUUAGCAGCAGGUGACGUGCCAGUAAUCUACACUGGCCAACGCAGUCACGUAUCGGCACACAGAGCAGACCAUUAUUUGAAAAGCAGAACCCUGUCUCUUCCCUGCUACAGUAUUUACAAAGCAUUUUCCUACUCUGUUGAAGGGCAGUAUUUGAAAUUGUAGAAUAUUUUUACAUUUGCCCUUUUUCUAAAGCUCUUCAGCGGACCACAAACCUUUUUGUUUAGUAUAAGACGCAGGAUAAAAUGCUCCGAUGUUCAGCAUACAGGGACCUCUAUGAGUGAACUUUUUUUUCUCUUUUCAUUUUCUGGAGCUUUGAAAGAUGCACACUUCAGAGGUGUGUAUUUUUGUGACAGUAUAUGCCAGUGUGGCUAAUUUUAUUGAAGAGAUUAACAAGUACAUAAUGAGCAUUAUUUGAUACACGAAGCGCUCAUUAUGUACUAGUAUUGAAAAAGCUGGCAAGGGACUUUAGUCACCUGUCAUAACUGUGUGUCCUUUCGUGCAAUUGACAUCCCUAUGCUGGAAAAUAAAAUGGAUUUUAUACA